This is a messenger RNA of Vombatus ursinus (common wombat), 2063 nucleotides long. Its product is annotated as gamma-secretase subunit APH-1A. NCBI's taxonomy places the organism in Eukaryota, Metazoa, Chordata, Mammalia, Diprotodontia, Vombatidae. Bases 163 to 963 code for a protein of 266 amino acids. Gene Ontology annotation, molecular function: protein-macromolecule adaptor activity. Gene Ontology annotation, cellular component: gamma-secretase complex; membrane; endoplasmic reticulum. The transcript is spliced from 6 exons. The record is from RefSeq and is a predicted model, not a curated record. Gene Ontology annotation, biological process: protein processing; positive regulation of catalytic activity; Notch signaling pathway.
CCCCUCUCCGGGGCCUGGGGGUGACAUUGCACCGUGCCCCUACUGGGGCAGAAAUCGACCCCCCCCACUGGUCAGCUGCCCCCCACCCCCUUCCCUUGUAGGUUCCUGUCCUCCCCUUGCUCCCCUUCCCACCUUCCCCCAUCCCAUCCCCAAGGCCCCGCCAUGGGUGCCGCGGUCUUUUUCGGAUGUACUUUCGUGGCCUUCGGCCCAGCCUUCUCGCUCUUUCUGGUCACGGUGGCCGGGGACCCGCUUCGGGUCAUCAUCUUGGUGGCCGGGGCAUUUUUUUGGCUGGUCUCUCUCCUUUUGGCUUCUGUGGUCUGGUUCAUCUUGGUGCAUGUGACUGAUCAGUCAGACACUCGGCUCCAAUAUGGCCUCCUCAUCUUUGGUGCUGCCGUUUCAGUCCUGCUUCAGGAGGUUUUCAGAUUUGCCUACUACAAGCUACUUAAGAAGGCAGAUGAGGGGUUAGCAUCGCUGAGUGAGGACGGAAGAUCUCCCAUCUCCAUCCGACAGAUGGCCUAUGUUUCUGGUCUAUCUUUCGGCAUCAUCAGCGGCGUCUUUUCUGUUAUCAACAUCUUGGCAGAUGCACUUGGUCCAGGUGUGGUUGGUAUUCAUGGAGAUUCACCCUAUUACUUCUUAACCUCAGCGUUUCUGACAGCAGCCGUCAUUUUGCUUCAUACCUUUUGGGGGAUUGUGUUUUUUGAUGCCUGUGAGAGGAGACGAUAUUGGGCCUUGGGCUUGGUUGUUGGGAGUCACCUGUUGACAUCAGGACUGACAUUUCUGAAUCCCUGGUAUGAAGCCAGCCUAUUGCCCAUCUAUGCAGUUACUCUAUCCAUGGGGAUCUGGGCAUUCAUCACAGCUGGAGGCUCCCUCCGAAGUAUCCAGCGCAGCCUCUCGUGUAAGGACCGACCACUUGGAUUGAUCGCCUGCCUGACCACCACCUGCCUGCCCACUAUCCAAGACUGAGCCCUGCCCCACUCCCACCUUAGUGCCCCUGCUACUCUUCUCUGUAUAAUUCCCUUCCACCUACUUCCCCUUCCCCAUCCUCAGGGGUUUCACUUUGUCCACUCUUGACCUUUGCUCUCUAGGCCACAGCGGGAGCUGCCAGGGGACAGCCGGUCAAUGGUUAGAGGGUUUGAAACUCCCCACCCUUUGAGGACCCCCUGUUGCCCUGGGUCCUUCCACUUCCCCAUCCUGUCCAAGACUCACAUCCCUUCCCCUCUGCAGGCCGACGGCAGGAGGACAGUCGGGUGAUGGUGUAUUCUGCCCUGCGCAUCCCACCCGAGGACUGAGGGGACCUGGGGGAAACCCUGAGGGCCAGGGGCACCCUCUUUGUCUCCUGUCUUUCUCUCCAUCUCCAACUAUGGACAGCUGCUAAGGGAGGUGGCCUAGCUUAGUCAUUGCCCAGGAGAUAAAAUUGGGGUACCUGAGGGUAAAGAGGUUACUGGGGUUUGCAGGGAUCUAAGAAGUUCCCUGUUAUCUAUCCCUUCUGCCCUUUUCCCUCCCCCCCACCCCAAUUGGAUAUCUCUUUUUCUCAGGUCUGAGGGAAAUCAUUUUUGGUUUGACAGAGACUCCAAACUGCCUUUUGGGGGGAGAGGAGUUUGAAGCUGCUUCCUCCAAAAUGUCUUAGCCUAUUUUCCCAAUUCUUCUACUCCCUCUGUCCUUCAUCUUUUCCCUUUUCUCCCACUGGCCAGAGAUCCUAGGGAAUAGAGUGAAGAGUGUGUUAGGGAGAUAGUAAUCUCUGCUCCUCAUCUCUCUCUCUCUGUCUGUUCCCAGAAACUGGGAUGACUGGAACUUAAUAAUUUUUAUCCUACAAUGAGAGAGCUGGGGUGGCCUGGAGUGCUAUAGGGCCAGAGUGCCACUGAGGGUUAUGGCCUAUAAGGAUUUGUGGACGGACAGCAGGAAUUUUUUUCUAGUUUUUAAUGGGGAGGGAGGGAGAAUGGGGAGGGAGAAAAGAGGGAAUGACUUUUCUAUAAAAUGUAUUAUUUUCUGCUGGGGAUGGCAUAUCCCAUCCUUUUAAUCAAAGUAAGUGUGAUUUUUGACUAAUAAAAAGAAUUUUAUAACUA